CUAUAAACCUGGGUUGAGAUAUUGGCGUGCACGAUUCGCUUAUAAUAAGAAAAAACAUAAAAAUUAUACGAGUUUAGCAGCGUCGUCAUCUCCUCCAAAUACUAUCCGCUGUUUGGUAGUCCUAUUUAGAAUCAAUCAACUAAAGAAAAUAUCAAAUCCCCUGUCCCAGUUCAUCCUGCAUUUCGGACGACAAAUAUUCCUCCUUUCCCCAUAAAUUCAGCUCCUCACAUUUUCUCUUCAAACCCAUCAAUCGAGCUUCCCUUUCGGCUGUAUACAUAUAUAUGUAUAUAUGUAAGUGUUCAGAAUCAUUCAUCGUCGUUUUUGGCUGAGUUGAUUGCAGAGUAGAUUGUCGAGAAAUAAAAAAAAAAUGGGAAUCUGCUUGAGCAAUCAGAAGCACGCGAAAUCAAACGCCGCCGGCAACGGAAAUGGGGCGGCCCACCACCACCACCACCAAACCCCAAUCCAGUACACAAUGUCCCCCGGCUUCGCCGCCGGCCAAUUGGCCCCUCCGGCCCGGGCGCCGGUCCACACGAUCCUCGGAAAGCCGUACGAGGACGUCCGGGCGCACUACAAUCUGGGCAAGGAGCUUGGCCGGGGGCAGUUCGGGGUGACGCACCUCUGCACUGAGAUCGUGACCGGGCGGCAGUACGCCUGCAAAUCCAUCUCCAAGAGGAAGCUCGUGACCAAGGGCGACAAGGAGGACAUGAGGAGGGAGAUCCAGAUCAUGCAGCACCUGAGCGGACAGCCCAACAUCGUGGAGUUCAAGGGCGCGUACGAGGACAGGCAAUCGGUCCACCUCGUCAUGGAGCUCUGUGCGGGAGGGGAGCUUUUUGAUCGGAUUAUUGCCAAGGGGCAUUACAGUGAGAAGGCGGCUGCCUCCAUUUGUGGGUCUAUUGUGAGCGUUAUCCAGAUUUGCCAUUUUAUGGGGGUUAUGCACCGAGAUCUCAAGCCUGAGAAUUUCUUGCUGUCAGACAAGAGCGAGGGUGCGCUGCUCAAGGCCACGGAUUUUGGGUUGUCGGUAUUUAUCGAGGAAGGGAAGGUAUACAAGGACUUAGUUGGCAGUGCAUAUUAUGUUGCUCCCGAAGUUUUACAACGUGCAUAUGGGAAAGAAGCUGAUGUUUGGAGUGCUGGAGUCAUGCUAUACAUAUUACUUAGUGGUGUACCUCCUUUUUGGGGGGAAACUGAGCGGGGAAUAUUUGACGCCAUUCUAAAAGGAGAUGUGGAUUUUUCAAGUGAGCCUUGGCCAUCAAUAUCACAGAGUGCCAAGGACCUUGUUGCUAAAAUGCUUACUCAGGACCCAAAGAAACGAAUUACAGCUGCAGCUGUUCUUGAGCAUCCUUGGAUUAAAGGUGAGGAAGCAUCUGAUAAGCCACUCGACGGUGCAGUUCUUUCUAGGAUGAAGCAGUUCAGAGCUAUGAACAAGCUCAAAAAACUUGCACUUAAGGUAAUUGCAGAAAAUCUUUCUGCUGAAGAAAUUCAAGGGCUAAAAGCAAUGUUCACAAAUAUGGACACGGACAAAAAUGGAACCAUUACUUACGAAGAACUUAAAGCUGGUUUGGCUAAUCUUGGAUCGAAGCUUACUGAAGCUGAAGUUAGGCAGCUAAUGGAUGCUGCUGACGUUGACGGGAAUGGGACAAUAGAUUACAUUGAGUUCAUCACGGCUACAAUGCACAGACACAGAUUAGAAAGGGAGGAAAACCUUUACAAAGCAUUCCAUUACUUUGAUAAGGAUAGCAGUGGGUUCAUAACAAGAGAUGAGCUUGAGACGGCAAUGCAAGAACACGGAAUGGGUGACCCAUCAACCAUAAGAGAAAUAAUAUCUGAAGUUGACACCGAUCACGAUGGAAGAAUUAAUUAUGAAGAGUUCUGUACCAUGAUGAGAACUGGAACCCAACAGCAAGGAAAGCUUUUAUAGGCCACGGACAACCUUUUCCUUUACAUUUCUCACACAAUAGCUGUGAUUCAUUUAUUUUUACUUCUCUCACACAAUAUCUGUGNUCACAUUAUACGAACAAGGCUGCAUUCUUUUU
Striga asiatica is the source of this 2030-nucleotide messenger RNA. NCBI's taxonomy places the organism in Eukaryota, Viridiplantae, Streptophyta, Magnoliopsida, Lamiales, Orobanchaceae. The record is from the annotation of a GenBank genome assembly.